UAAAAUAUAAAAUAUGAUAGAACUUGAUGAAAAAACACAAAAUAUCCUUCUUGAUUGGACAAUACGUAAAUUAUCUGUUUAUAAAGAUUCUAUAGGAGAUACAGUAUCAAAGGAGAAUAAAUAUACUGAAAAAGAUUAUGAAAUAUCAGAAAAUAUACGCAAAGUUCUUAUUUAUUCAAAACCAGAUGAACUCGUUAUAUGUUUUAAAGAAGGAAGAAAGUAUAUCUAUCUUGUUAUGUUAUUUUUUGUAUAUUUUUGUUAACAUCAAAAAUUCUUCUCUAUCACAUCACAUUCAGAUAUCUUUAUUUCAAACAUUAAGUACAUGGUUUUCUCGUUGUAUCCAGGCUGUGGAACAUUUUCCUUUAAUAAAAGAUGAGUUGUUAGGCAUUUUCACAGAUUCUGUUUGGAAAAAAAUGUAUGAUUUUAUUUGGGAAAGAUGGGAAAUAAAUAAUGUAAUGCAAAAUAUUUUGCGAGAACUUUUUACAAAAAUGCUUUCUCUUCAAAAAAACACUUUAUCAUGCGAUCAUUUAGAGAAAUCACUAAACGAAAUUCUUUAUAAAGCGUUAAAUGAAAAUACAUCUGUAAAAGCUUCAACAUACGUAAUUGAUAUAUUAGUGAAAUUUCUGGGAAUAAAUUCUAUUUUAGCGAUUGAACCCGAUUUUUUUACUAUACGAGUAUUAUUUCUUAAGGAUAUUACAUUAGCUCCUUCUCUUUCGAGAAUGCUAGUUAAUUUUUUGGUAAUUUUAAAGCAUGAUUUAAAUCGUCAUUUUCAGAAAAAUUCGAAUGAAAUUUGGGUAGAAUAUUGGUUUCCACAUAUUGUAGAAUGUUUUUGCAAAAAAGAUCAUACUCUUGAACAAAAUAUUACUAAAUGGUUUCUUCCAGGGAUUUUAGGGCAAUCUAUAGAAUGUUAUAAGAUCGUUAUUGAGAAGCUCAAAGAUAAUAAACAGUUAAAUUCUGAUCAAUAUUUAUGUCUUUUAAUAGCUAUUCUAAAAGUUGGUAAUAAUUCAAACGUUUUACAAGAAUUUGAUAAUCAAAGUUUGAGAACUCUUGGUCUUUUUCAAAACACUAUUCCAAAUCUUUUAAAUAGUUUAUCAAUGUCACAUCGUCUAUCUAUUUUAUCUUUGAUUGUAGAAAAUUCUAAGUUUUCUGCACCGAUUUCUUUUGAUUAUCUUAAUCUUAUAAUGAUUAAUCUUCCAAAAUUAAUUGUUGAUUCUGAUGCAAAUUCUCGGAAUUCUAUUCUUGAUAUUGUUAACAAAAUUCUUCUAAGGCUUUCUACUUCUUCAUAUACUUUUUCAAAAAAAUUAAAGAAAAUAAGCAAAAUUGAAGCAUCUAAUGAAUUAAAAUUUGUAGAUAUUUUAACUAAUAUUGAAAAUUUUAUAUUAUGGUUAUACGAUUUUGUAAAAAAUGAAAUGUUGCCUGGCUUAUCUUAUACGCGAGUAGUUAUUGCAUUAAAUAUUGUUAGAAGUUUAAUAGAUACAGGAAUUGAUCCAAAUAUAUCUUUAAAUUUUGAAAAAAAAAACAAAAUGAACUUUCAUUUUCCUUUGAAAAUAUUUGAUGCUACAAUGGUUAGGAUUCUUGCUGAUCAGUUUGUAAAUGCAUAUGAAGAACCACAAAAACUAGCUAUGCAGUUAUUAUGUAUGUCUCCAUUUCCUAUUGACGGAUUGGCACAACAAGAAGAACUUACAAUAUUUUUUAAUAGAUCUUUAGAGCUUAUUAAAAGUAAUCGUGCAAUAAAUGCUAAAGGAGGAGCUAAAGCAUUACAUUUUAUUUUUGAAAAGAUAAUAGUUAAGCACCAUGGGAUUAUAAAAACAGAAGGCUUGGUUUCAAAUAUCAAUGUUCUUGAUAAUCCUAUUAAAAUGGUGCAAGCAUUAAUUGAUGAACUUGAUAAUGCUAUUCAUAUAGGAUCUAAAGAUUUAUUAUUAGGUGCUAAUUCAUUUCCACUGCAUGGAAUUUUACUUACUUUACAAUAUAUUCUUAGUAGUGUUCAUUUAAAUAUGAAAUUGUAUAUUGAAACAAAAAAUUAUUGGAUGACCGUGUAUGAUAAAUUAAUAGAUUUUUGUGAAAAUAUAUGGAAAAUUGUUAAUCCAAUUUUAUCCGAUGAUUCAUGUCAAAUUUUACUUCCUGAAAAUAUUAUAAACAUAAAUAUAUCUGAAAAUAAUAGAAAUGAUGAAUGCUUACAAAUAAAUAAUUCAGCUCCUUCAAAUCAUAUUACACAAAUAAUACUAACUUAUUCAUGGAGAGCUAUAAAAGAAGUAAGUGCACUUUUAGCUAUUAUUUUAUCACGUCCAUUAGAUGAAACAAAUCAAUUUCUAGAAAUUAUAUAUGAACAGUAUAUUCAUGGAGGAAAAUUAUUUAAAGAAUGGUUAAUAGACAUUCGACAUCCUGGAGCAAUUUCUACAAUUUAUCCAAAUUUUAUUACAGUAUGCUCUGCUCUUUUUGCAUCUUUUGAAAAGAAAUUAAAUUUACUUCCAGAAACAUGGCUUCAAGAAAUCAUAUUUUUUUUGAAAAAAAAAACAUCAUUUAUUACUAAGAGUGAUGGAUUACCUUAUUGUAUUACUGGUAUAUUGGCAUCUGAAAUAAAUCAUACACAUCCAUUAUUAUUAAAAACAAUUGAAGAACUUAUGGUUAUAGCAGAAUUUGAUAAUAAAAAAAACCAUAUUAAUAUACCUCAAAUUUAUGCAUUUAAUACUUUAAGAACUAUUUUUCUUGAAACUAGAUUGUCAAAUAUCUCUACUAAAUUUAUUGAAAGAGGUUUUAUUUUAAGUAUUAACGGUUUUAAAUCUAAUAUUUGGUCUGUUCGGAAUUCUAGUAUGAUGUUAUUUAAUGCACUUUUAACACGUGCACUUGGAAGUCGAAAACAUAGACAAGAUUAUUGCCCAACUACUAAAACAAUGUCAACUAGGACUUUUUUUAAUAAGCAUCCCAAGCUAAAAGAUUAUCUUCUACAACAAUUAAAAGAUGACAUUUCUCAGUUUGAUAAAUAUAAUACUAAUAUUGUUUAUAUUGGAUUGAAUUCGAUUUUAACUUUAAUAUCAUAUUUUGAAGUUGCUAUAGAUUACCCAGAUAAUAGAUGGACAGGUAUGGAUGAGUUUAUACCACUUUUGGAUUAUUGUUCUAGAAGUCAUAUUUGGAAGGUACGUGAAGUUUCUGCAAAAGCUAUACCAACUAUUAUAUCACCUUAUAUUCGUAUAGCUGUUAUUAUUAAUACUAUAAACUGUUGUAAUGCAAAUAUUCAAAAUACAUUACAUGGAAAUUUAUUAAAAAUUAAAUAUUUAAUACAGAGUUGGACUAGUCAUUUAAAUAGUAAAAAUAUGUAUCAUGUUAAAGAGUUAAAAGCUUUUUAUACAAAUGUAGCAAAUGCUUUAAUUAAAAAAUUUGAUACUAUUGUUUAUAAUAAUCCGUGUGCUAUUACUAAAAAUCUUGUUUUAGAAAUAAUUUUUACUUAUUUUAUAAAACAUAAUUGGAUAAAAGAAAAUGUAAAUACAAAAUUUGAGGAAUUAGCAUUUAAAAAAGAAACAACAGAACUUUGUUGUAUGACGAUAAGAUUUUGUAUGGAUUUUCUUAAAUCGGAAAAAUCUAAUCAAAAAAUAAUUGGACAAGAUCUUCUUUUAAAACAAGUUUCUGUAAUACUUUUAUAUGGAUUAGAAAAGUUUUUUCAAAAAAUUGAAAAAGAUAUUAAAUAUGAGACGAUUGUAAUAGAACUAUUAGAAAAUCCUAGUCAUGAUGUUAAAUUAACUAUAUUAAAUUAUUUAGAACAUACUACGAAAACGACACUUAUUUCUUCUAUUAUAAUCAAUAAAGUUUUCACAAUUAUUUCUAAAGAUAAGUCAAUAACUCUUAAAAAAAAAGCAAUUUUAUCUUUAUUUAAUAUACUUAAUAUUUUACCUUUUUCAUCUUUAAAUAUGAACGAUUUGAAGGCCAUUGUGUUAGAAACUAUGAUUCUUUUAGAAGAUCCAUAUAAUAUGUAUCUCAAAGAUGUUAUUCUUUUACUAAUAUCUGUUUUAUUAUAUAAGUUAUGGUAUACUGAAUCUAAAGAAGUUUAUUGGGAACAGUUUAGUAUAUGGAUUAAGUAUCUCGAUUUGAAUUCCAACGAAGAUAAAGAUUUUACUAAAAGAAUGUCUGUAAUGCAAUCUUUAAUAUGUUUUUCAGGGCAUCUUAUUUUAAAUAAUAUUUUUAAUUAUUUUCCUCAGCAAUUAGAAAAUAUUUUACCACUUUAUUUUAUUUUAUUAAAACUUUUAAAAGAUGAUGACCGAAUAAUAAGAGAUCUUGCAUCUGAAGUUGUUUCUCGAAUCAUUUCAGAAAAAACUAUAUUUUCUUCUGUUUAUUCAUCAGAACUUCUUCUUAAUAAUUUGUCUAUUGUUUAUAAGUCUUCAUUUUUAUUUAAAGAAAAAUUGCUUAAUUUGCUUAUUGAUUUUGAAAAUAUUACAGAGUUCCAAACAAAGAUGUUGUCUUGUACUCAAAAAACUAAUAACUUAUUUAUUCAUGAAAAGAUGAAUUUAUGGAAAGAUAAUACAAGAGAUAACUACGAAAUGAUUAAAAUAUUAACUUUACUAGAUGAUGAUGAUGGAUAUAUAGUUAAUAAGUUAACAUUGUGGGCUAAUUCCUUCUCAAAAAUACUUUUACAAAUUAUUGCUGAAAAAGGAUAUGACGGCCAUUUAGGCUGGACAUCUAAUGAGGAUGUGUAUAAUAUAAUAUCGAAAUUGAUGUAUAUUAUAGAAUAUUUAGAAUCGGCAUCCAAUAAAGAAAAUGUAUCAUAUCUAGAAUUAAGAAAUUUAAUUAAGAAAAUAAUUAUAGAAGCCGAACGCAAUAAUAUUCAUAAACAUUUAUUUAAUUCAAAAAUAUAUUUAAAACAGAAGUUAUGUGGAACUUAG
Molecule: messenger RNA, 4871 nt
Organism: Pneumocystis jirovecii RU7
Lineage: Eukaryota; Fungi; Ascomycota; Pneumocystomycetes; Pneumocystales; Pneumocystaceae
Product: tRNA methylation protein TRM732
Exons: 15
Coding region: 138-4871 (1577 amino acids)
Biological process (GO): tRNA methylation
Cellular component (GO): cytosol
Source: RefSeq, a predicted model, not a curated record